Molecule: messenger RNA, 711 nt
Organism: Nicotiana tabacum (common tobacco)
Lineage: Eukaryota; Viridiplantae; Streptophyta; Magnoliopsida; Solanales; Solanaceae
Source: RefSeq, a predicted model, not a curated record
AUGUCCAUUCCGGAGGAUGCCCGGGUUCUCUCCGCCCCCAUGGGGAUUUCUAGUUAUCUUCGGUGCCUGGUGAUCAAAGAGGACCAAGCCAAGAUGAACGAGCUGGAAGCGCCCUGCAUGUUAAACGAAGCUCAACAUGCGUUAAAUCGGGCCUCGGUGCUUCAUCACGAGACUUUUCUCAGAUAUCGGGAGGAGUUAAAACAUCACGAGGUCGAGACUCGGGAGCUUACUGAGAAGAGGGAUACUUACAAACUUCUUAGUGAGAAACUCCAGGCUGGGCUAGAAGUAGCUCAGAAGGAGCAUGCCGACCUGGUCGAGCAAGUGGAAGUGGAUACGGUCAAAGCUGAGGCCAAAGAAUGGAAGAAAAAUACUGAUCACCUGGCCUCGGAGAAGGAGACUGGCCGGGCACAGUUGGCUUCAGUUGAGGUCCAGCUUCAGGCUGCAAAGGAAAAAACCUCGGUACAGGCCAAAAAGAUCGAGGAGCUUCAGUCUCAGCUGAACUCGAUUGUAUCUGUUCAAGAAAAUCUGGCCAAGGAUCUUGAGGCAGCCAAGUCAGAGGUUGUCGUGGUCAGGGCUGAGGCCAAUGAUAGAAUGGCUGGGCACAAGGACGAUGCCGAGGUGGCUCAAGGACCAAGAGAGAAAUAUGGUGAAGAACGCGAAAUGGAAAUCCCGAAGGGAUGCCCUCGAGGGAGUCCAUGCUCAGAAUUUUGA